AUGGUCAAAACCGGCGCCACGAAGCUCUGGCAACGACUUCCCAUCCACCUCUCCACAACCCUCUCCAACGCCACCCUUACCCCCAAUGUAGUCUUCUACUCCGACUUCCCCACCACCAUCGCCUCGCACCCCGUCACCGACGUCCUCGCCAACGCGUCCAGCCAGCUCAAAAACUCGCCAGACUUCCAGACCUGGCACGGCAUCCGGCGUGCCGCCAACGAUGACAACUGGUACCUGGACCAGCAGGGCGAGGAGGCGACGUACAUCGAGGGCGCGUGGCGGCUGGACAAGUACAAGUUCGUGCCCAUGGUGGCGCACGCGGCCCGCAACUACCCGGGCAAGGCGUGGUACGUCUUCAUGGAGGACGACACGUUUUACUUCUGGGAGUCGCUGUACGCAUGGCUGGCGUCGUUCGAUCCGGCUGAGAAUGUCUACGUGGGCGGGCCGGCGUCGCGGCUGGGCGAGGACUUUGCUCAUGGUGGGAGCGGGUUCGCUUUGUCCAGAGGGGCGAUGGAGAAGGCGUUUGGUGGGGCACAGGCUGAUGCGAAGGCGUUGACGAAGUGGGAUGAGUACAGCCUGGAGCAUGGCUGUGGUGACCAUAUUCUCUCCCAUGUCCUGGCGAGUAAAGGGGUCAAGCGGAGGAAGGACUUUGACGGAACGGGGCUCAUGCCUAUGCAGGCUUUGCCGCUGUGGCAGUUGCCGUUUGGGGGGUGGGAUUGGUGUUCGCCGCUAUUCACUGUGCAUAAGGUGCAUGCCCAGGAUGUGUCGAUGCUUUGGGAAUGGGAGAAGGAAUUUAAAGCAAAGAAGGGAGGGUCUGUCCGCUACAAGGACGUUUUCGCGGAUCUGGUGGAGCCGAAGCUUUCUGACGUUCAGGUUGAGUGGGAUAACUUUUCGGAUGAGAAGCGUUACUCUGCAACAUUGGAAGACAGCGCAGGCGAGACCUUGACAGACCAAGAGCGCUCGGCCAAACCGUGGUUCAACAAGGCGGCCUGCGAAAAAGCCUGUCAUCAGUGGGAUAAGUGCCUGCAGUGGCGUUAUAUCGACAACGACUGCUACCAUAGCAGUGUGGUAAAGCAGGGUCGCCGCAUCAACUCUGGCAUUAAGAUGACAAGCGGGUGGAUGCUACAAAGGAUUAAGAAAUUGAGGGAGAAGGACUGCGAUGCUCUUCCAUGGCCGGAGUUAUGA
Messenger RNA from Lasiodiplodia theobromae, 1185 nucleotides. RefSeq names its product Glycosyltransferase family 31. The coding region runs from base 1 to 1185 and encodes 394 amino acids. Gene Ontology annotation, cellular component: membrane. The record is from RefSeq and is a predicted model, not a curated record. NCBI's taxonomy places the organism in Eukaryota, Fungi, Ascomycota, Dothideomycetes, Botryosphaeriales, Botryosphaeriaceae. The transcript has 2 exons. Gene Ontology annotation, molecular function: glycosyltransferase activity.